This is a messenger RNA of Caenorhabditis remanei, 3417 nucleotides long. RefSeq lists its product as uncharacterized. Bases 1 to 3417 code for a protein of 1138 amino acids. Gene Ontology annotation, biological process: DNA topological change; resolution of meiotic recombination intermediates; sister chromatid segregation. Gene Ontology annotation, cellular component: nucleus. Gene Ontology annotation, molecular function: ATP binding; DNA binding; DNA topoisomerase type II (double strand cut, ATP-hydrolyzing) activity. The transcript has 11 exons. The record is from RefSeq and is a predicted model, not a curated record. NCBI's taxonomy places the organism in Eukaryota, Metazoa, Nematoda, Chromadorea, Rhabditida, Rhabditidae.
AUGCAUCGAAUAUGGGUUCUACGGCACUUUGCAUUCAUAUCAUCAUUCAGAAUAGCUACAAAACAACGUCGUUUCUUUUGUUCUCAAACUCCUUCGACUAGUUUUGCAUCUGAAGCGGCUGUGAAAUAUGAGAAAAAGAGCCCAACUGAGCAUGUUUUACUUCGACCUGAUACAUAUAUUGGUGGUGUUGCAAUGAGAGAAUCCGAAAUUGUUUGGCUUCGGAGCCUAGAAUCAAAACAAAUGUACACAAAAGAAGUCUCGUAUCCACCAGGAUUAUUGAAGAUUUUUGAUGAGAUUUUAGUAAAUGCAGCCGAUAAUAAAUCGAGAGAUUCUAAUAUGAACCGCUUGGAAGUGUGGGUGGACAGAAAAACUUCCCGAAUCUCUGUCUGGAACAAUGGAGGUGGACUACCUGUUGAAAUUCAUCCAUCAGAAAACAUCUAUGUUCCCACUCUUGUCUUCGGAAACCUAUUCACAUCUUCUAAUUACGAUGAUAGUGAAAUUAAAACUGUUGGAGGAAGAAAUGGUUAUGGAGCAAAACUAUGUAAUAUUUUCUCCACAGAAUUCAUCGUGGAAACUGUUGAUUCAAGGACAAAGAAAAAGUUCAGACAGGUCGAAUUUGUUCCUGAUCUCAAAAGGUUCCAAAUGGAUUGUUUAUCUGAUGAUAUAAUUGAUCUUAUCGGUAAACGAAUAUUCGAAGUGACGGCAACUCUUCCGAAUGAUGUUCAAGUCUACUUAAAUGGCCAAAAAUGUGAAGUAAACGGAUUCGAAGAAUAUGUUCGAAUGUUCAAUUAUUAUGAUCCAUCUUCUUUUCUUUUUCUUCAUCCAACUUCCCGAUGGCACGUAGGCGUGGCAAAGCGGAACACAUACAUUGGAGACGAUCAAUUAAUUUUACCAAAAGUUGUUAGUUUUGUGAACAACAUCAACACGGAGAAAGGAGGAACCCACGUGGAUUAUGUAAUGGAUAAAAUAGUGAAUGUCAUCAAACCUUUAGUAGAUUCAAGAUUGGCAGAGUUUGGAAAAAGUGUCAAGCCGGCAAUGAUAAAGAACAACCUUUCAAUUUUUAUCAAUUGCCUUAUUGAAAAUCCUUCAUUUGAAAGUCAAACGAAAGAGACAGUGACAACAAAACCUAAGUUAUUUGGAUCGAGUUUUGAUUGUGAUCACAAGAAGGUCACAAAGUGGGCCGAAGAAAGUGGAUUUGUAGAAGAAAUUGUAGAAGAAGCAUUGAAUUUGAAAAAGAAGAAAGUGCCAGCAAAACGUGUGACAUCAUCUUCAGUCAGAGAUAUUGUGAAGUUAGAAGAUGCAGAGUGGGCAGGAAUAUCUGGAAAAUCAGAGAAGUGUACUCUCAUUCUGACCGAAGGAGACUCUGCGAAAGCCCUCGCACUUUCUGGUUUAGAAGUUCUUGGACGUGAGACCUAUGGAGUGUUUCCAUUGAAAGGAAAACUAGUAAAUGUUUCAAACAUCGACGACGUUCGGGCUUCUAAGAACGAGGAGAUUUCGAAUGUCAUGAGAAUUCUGGGACUGAGGUUUGAAGAAGAGGCACCAACACAAGAAUCUAUGCGUUAUGGUCGUCUUCUGAUUCUAGCUGAUCAAGAUGAAGACGGUAGCCAUAUUAAAGGACUCGUCAUCAAUUUUAUUCACAAGUUUUGGCCGAGUCUUAUACGUUCUAGAGAUUUCAUUCAAUCAUUUCGUACUCCACUUCUAAAAGCAAAGAAAGGAGAUAAAGUGAAAUCAUUUUUCUCAAUAAAUGAAUAUCAGAAAUGGGCGGAAGAAACGGAAGGAAAAUGGAAGAUCAAAUACUAUAAAGGACUGGGAACAUCGACUUCAAUUGAGGCGAAAGAAUACUUCAGUGAUUUAGAUCACCACGUUAUAAAUUUCAAAUACACUGGAUUGAAUGAUGAUAAAGCAAUUCGAAUGGCUUUUGAUCGAGAAAAAAGUGACGAAAGGAAAGAAUGGAUACGUGGAUCUAAACGAUUGGAGAGUUUAGUAGAUGAUGGAAAAACCGAAUUAUCUUAUAAAGAGUUUAUUGACGGACAGCUCAUGCAAUUCGGUAUGGUCGACCUCAAGAGAUCGAUUCCAUCCUUGAUAGACGGAUUGAAACCGUCUCAAAGGAAGAUCUUAUGGACACUUCUCAAUAUGGACGAGUCGACAGAAAUGAAAGUGUCUCAAUUAGCUGGAGCUGUUGCACAUCGUCAAUCAUAUCAUCACGGAGAGGAAUCUCUUGUGAGAACAAUUAUUCGGAUGGGACAAACAUUUUGUGGUUCAUCGAAUCUUCCACUUCUUCAACCAAUUGGACAAUUCGGAACAAGACAUGAAGGUGGAAAUGACGCUGCUUCUGCAAGAUAUAUCUUCACAUCACUAGCUUCAACAACUCGUCUUCUUUUUCCACAUGCCGAUGAUGAUCUUUAUGAGAAAAGAAUCGAAGAAGGACUGGUGGUUGAACCGAGAUGGUUGUGUCCAAUUAUUCCACUUAUUCUUGUUAAUGGAACUGAAGGAAUCGGAACAGGAUGGUCAACUAAAAUUGUGAAUCGAAAUGCAAUUGAUGUUAUCGAUGGGAUCAGACGAAAAAUUGAUUCAGUCGAAGGGGAGCAUGAGAUUCAACCAUAUUACGAGGAUUACCGAGGGAAAAUAGAAGCUGUCACAUCGAAAAAGUUCAUAACCACUGGAAAAAUACAUUUAUCAAGACCUGAACGAAAGAACGCUUCAACGUUUUCUAUCGAAAUCAGUGAACUUCCUAUUGAAAUUUGGACUUCAAAAUAUAAGGAGAAGCUUUCGAAGAUUGUGGAAAAUCUACCGAUUGUUGAAUUCUCGGAGAGACAUACUGAAAAACGAGUGAAUUUUCGAUUGACGGUUGAUCGAAAGAAAGCUGGAAGAUUUCUUCAAAAGACUAAUUCUGAAUUAUUGAAUUUCUUCAAACUUCGAUCAAGUAUCACUGAGAAUCGAGUUCUUUUCGAUAAGAAUGGACUAUUGAAAGAAUAUAAAAGUAUUUCAGAAAUCGCUUCGGAAUUUUUUGAUGUUAGAAGGGAUUUAUAUGAGAAACGGUUGAAAGCACAGAAAGAUGAAUGUGAAGCGAAGUUGAAGUAUGUCGAUAAUCAGAUCAAGUUCAUUGAUUUGGUCACAAAUGGCACAAUUGAUUUGAGAUCAAUGGGACGAGAUCAAUUGGAAUCAUCACUUGAAGAGUAUGGACUAGAAUCAGAUCCAUUAUCAUCCAAAACACAUAAUGCUAAGAAGUCGGAUUACAGUUAUUUACUCGAAAUGCCACUUUCUCGGUUAACAUCUGAUGAAAUGAAUCGAUUAACGGAACGAAGAUUUCGACGGAAAACUGACCUCGAUGCAGCAGAAUCCGCUGAUUGGAGAUCAACGUGGCAUUCAGAGUUGGACAAAGUGACAACAGCUAUUCAGAAGAAAAUAAAUAAAUAA